Messenger RNA from Bursaphelenchus xylophilus (pine wood nematode), 2545 nucleotides. Lineage: Eukaryota; Metazoa; Nematoda; Chromadorea; Rhabditida; Aphelenchoididae. The record is from the annotation of a GenBank genome assembly.
AUGAUGCAACACCUGCUUAUCCCUUUCUUGACCACGUCUGCCCUCCUUGUUGUCGCCUCAGGCUUUUUAGUCGACGAAUUGGACAAGCCUCAACUUUUGAGAGAACUCCCAUUUUUAGAGACGCUUUCUCUCAAUUUCAAAGGCUAUUUCGAGGAGACUACGGUAAGAGAGGUCAAACAAAAGCACAAAAAAACUUAUACUACCCGUUUCAGAUCCCAAAUCUGAAGAUUUUUGAUUUUCUCUCCGCAUUUUGCCUUUUGAUUCAGCUGAAUCUCCUUUUCCCCGGCUGGUUUUUCAUUUCCAAUCUUCUUCCAAGUGCAUUCAAAUUCUUACUAUUAUCAGCGGUAACGGUGGGACUCUUGGUGGCGGAUAGUAUUCUUAUAAGCCAAUGGGACUACCACGCUUUAUCCUUCAUUUGGCCACUAUUUCUGGGCCAAAUAGCCUACGAAUUGGCUGAUCAGAAGACGAUUUUGCCAAUCGAAGAGCAAAAAAAGGGAGAAAUUGAGGGGAAACUUGGAAUACAAAGUAAGCAUUCCUCACAUCAGGCUUAUAAAAAUAAAAAAAUCUAACAUUUGACUACGGCGUAUUUUACAGCUAAAUUUGCAUUUUCAGAUGUCUUAUCAAAUCCAAUAACUCUGGCCCCAUUUGGGGUGCUUCUAACAGUUAUUUCCACAAUUUUCAUUCCGAAUCCUCUUCCCUUUUACAUGCAAAAACUGUUUCUGUUGACGGUAUUUACUGCACUUCUUGUCUUUGGCAAGAAAUUUGAUUUUGUUUUGGUAGAACCGUGGCUACUGUCGUUUGCAAGGUUCGGAUUGAAGCCAGUUUUAACUAAUCAUGCAAUUACCGAAUUGUGGAAGUAUCAUAGGGGAUGGAACUUGGAACUGACUUGGGUUGAGCGUAAGUGGAGUCUUUACUACAACAUUCGUAUUUCUAAAAUACGUUCACCUCAGCUAGAAAGUUUGUUUAGAAUAUUUUAUUUUAUGGAGUGUAAUCUUUGCCAGAAAUCGAUUUUUUGGGCUUCUACGAUUGUUGUGUUACUGAAGUUAGGAUUUACUACACAGCAAUUUGACUAUGCUAUACCCUGUUGGCAGCAUAUUGUUAGACUAAUUUAUGUUUUUUACAGAUUUGUACAUGAUUCUAUUCGCCCUUACCAUAAGCAUUUUCUGGGCCCAUCUCGAAGCUGCUUCGGUAACUCUUUCUUCUGAAAAGCCGAGCAAAAGUAAUCGUUUGAUUGUCGUUUGCUCAUUCCUGUACAUUUCGAUGAUCUUCAUGCAUUAUCAAUAUGCCUGUUCCAUUCCAAAUGUAAGUUCUCGCGAUUUGGCAUGCAACUUCUUGUAUGCAAACUUUUCAGGAGGAGCUGCCAUUAAAUUUGAAAGAGUUUGGAGUUUUUAAAAAGCACUUGAAAAAGAUUUACGACCAAGAAGUUGUUGCCUACAAAUCAAAAGAGUUCAACUUAAAAAUGAGGAAUUUUGGAAGCUUGGAAAGAAACCAAAGCAGAGGAAAAUUCUACUUUGAUGCAAACGUUGAGGGGAUAUAUCAGAGGACUCUGCCUGUAAGACCUUUUUCCAUAGUGUCUCUUGGAACAGACACAAGUAUUAAUGACUGAAUUUUCAGGGAAAAGGAAAACUUCGAAUGCUUGUCCUUGGUGACUCAAUAGCUCAAGAGUUGGUGUAUGGAAUUCAACAAAUGUUCAGUGACAAAUUUGCCCUGUUAUUCAGUUUUACAAUGCCUUGUUGCCGGCCAUAUUAUUCCUCGUUUGAUACUUCCAAUCAACAAUGUCGAAAAUUUGCUGACGAAGUAGUGAAUAUGCUGAAGAAGAAUAAAUUUGACGUUAUCUUUGUGGCUGUGGGGUAAGUUGAAAGAAAUUUAUGCGUAAUUAUGGAGACAACUUUUGAUUUGCCAAUCUGUAACGGGAUAAGUAGCAAAACUUCAAUAUCCAGAAAAAGAACACAAAGUAUCAGCCUAAUAUCCCCAAUACAGCCAUUUUCUCACUUUCAGGUUGUCACCAAAAUCAUCGGACAAAUCUGACCCCAAGCUAAUCCAAGACUUUUACUUGAGUUUGGAGAAUUAUGCCAAGGACUUGUUGGUUAUGAUUGGCGCUCCUUUAGAUCUGCCCUUUGACGCUUUUGUUGAGAAUCAAAAGACUUUGGACCACGCUUCCAAUUACAAUUUACAGGUAGGGUAAUUUUUCACAUUUCCAACGAAUUUUCUGUCCAAAAAUCGUCACUAUUGAAUUUUACAGAUGUCCAUUGCUCUCAAUCUAAGAGAAUCUAAUCAAUUUCACAACAUCUCUUGCCAAAAAUGCAUUAAAGUUGCAAUUUCGGAUGUAUUCUGCAACGAAAAUGACUGUGAAUUAUACGAUAAAUCUAAUCGGAUACCUUUCUACGACAACACGGAAAAUUUGAGUUUAUUUGGCUCCCUAAAAGUUGGUGAUGUUAUCAGAAACCGCUACGAUAAGUUUACCAAAAACUCCCUCAAAAAUUACAACUUCAAAGAGCGAUCAAACGGGACCUUGAACGGAAUGUUUAAAGUACGACGAAUUUAG